Phyllotreta striolata is the source of this 2534-nucleotide messenger RNA. The record is from the annotation of a GenBank genome assembly. Lineage: Eukaryota; Metazoa; Arthropoda; Insecta; Coleoptera; Chrysomelidae.
GAUCGCCGUGGUGGAAAGUUGGAAGUGAUUUCCCGCAGGAGGAGCUCCGCCCGUUGCAUGUCAUCGCUCUGAGGCCCCGCAAACAUGCUGUCUCUCAUAUCGCGCACUUUAUUAUCUAGAUCGGUAACGACCGGUCAGAAGGCCCUGCUGUUGGAGUCCCUCAAGCACCCGAACGCGGACGAUCAACAAACGAGGACAUUCGUCGGAGACGUCAUCUCCCCGGGCCAGCUGAUGGGCAUCGAACAUCUCAGAGACCCCCGCUUGAACAAAGGUUUGGGCUUCACGUUGGAGGAGCGCCAAGCGUUGGGCAUCCACGGCCUCCAGCCGGCCCGCUUCAAAACGCAAGAGCAACAGUUAGAGCUCUGCCGCAUGUCGAUCGAGCGCUACCAGGAGGACCUCAACAAAUACAUCUACCUCACCGAGUUGCAGGACCGCAACGAGAAACUGUUCUUUCGGCUGCUGUCGGAGAACAUCGAACGGUUCAUGCCGAUCGUGUACACGCCCACCGUCGGGCUGGCCUGCCAGAAAUUCGGGCUGAUCUAUCGCAGGCCGCGCGGCCUCUUCAUCACCAUCAACGACAUCGGGCACGUCUACGACGUGAUCAAAAACUGGCCGGAGCCCAACGUCAAGGCCAUCGUGGUGACCGACGGCGAGAGGAUCUUGGGCUUGGGCGAUUUGGGCGCCUGCGGCAUGGGCAUACCCGUCGGGAAGUUGGCUUUGUAUACGGCUUUGGCCGGUAUCAAACCGCACGAGUGUCUGCCCAUCGUGUUGGACGUUGGAACUAAUAAUCAAAACCUCCUCGAAGAUCCCCUCUACGUGGGCCUCCGCCAAAAACGUUGCACCGGCAAGCUCUACGACGACUUCGUCGACGAAUUCAUGGAGGCGGUGGUGACGCGCUACGGCCAAAACACCCUCAUACAAUUCGAGGAUUUCGGCAACCACAACGCCUUCCGUUUUCUCGACAAGUACCGCGGCGAGUACUGCACGUUCAACGACGACAUCCAGGGCACCGCCAGCGUGGCCGUCUCCGGCCUGUUGGCCUCGAAGCGAUUGACCAAUAAGAAAUUGAGCGACAACAAGUUCCUGUUUUUGGGGGCCGGCGAGGCGGCCAUCGGCAUCGCCGAUUUGACGGUGAAAGCGUUGGAGAACGAGGGGCUGUCGUUGGAGGAGGCGCGCGAUCGCAUCUGGAUGGUCGACAUCGACGGGCUGUUGGCCGUCGAUCGGCCCGAAGGCAAUCUCGAAGGGCACAAGAAGUUCUACGCCAAGAAUCACGCGCCCAUCAAGAAUUUCGCGGCGAUCGUCAACGAGAUCAAACCGUCCGUGUUGAUCGGAGCCUCCGCGGCUGCCGGAGCGUUUACGCCCGAAGUGCUCAAAUCGAUGGCCCAAUUCAACGAGAGGCCGAUCGUUUUCGCGCUGAGUAACCCCACCAGCAAGGCCGAAUGUACCGCAGAACAAGCCUACACACACACAGAAGGCAAGGUGAUAUUCGCGAGCGGUUCCCCGUUCGGUAAAGUGGAGUACGGAGGGAAUACUUUCUAUCCGGGCCAAGGAAAUAACGCUUACAUAUUCCCCGGCGUGGCUUUGGGCGUUUUAUUGGCCGGCAUUCAUCACAUUAACGAGCAAAUAUUCCUGAUCGCGUCGGAAACCAUCGCGGAGAACGUGUCGGAGGAGGAUUUGAAAAAGGGCAGUUUGUACCCGCCGAUUUCGGCCAUCGUGGAAUGCUCCAAGCAGAUAGCCGUGAAGAUAUUGAAUUACGCUUACGACGAACGUAUCGCUUCGGUGUAUCCGAAACCGAAGGAUAUGAGAAAGUACAUUGAAAGCCAUCAGUUUAAUUACAAUUACGAGCCGUCGUUGCCGCAAAGUUGGCCUUGGCCGAAUCCGCCUUACAUCAAAACGAGACCGAUGGAGCCCGUCAAGUUGAAAGCGUAAUGUGCUUUUUGUUUUUCUGAAUAUAGAAUUAGAUAAAUUAUUAACGUUGUUUAACGAUUUUCUUUUUUUCUCGGUUUUUUUUUAUUGUAUAAAUUUGUUGUUUAAUUUUUAUUUAUUGUAUAGCGAUGUAAAUACGGAGUAUCCCGGUAUUAAAAACGAAUGGGAUUCGUGUGAAUUCCCCGAAUCAAAUUCAAGUUAUUAGGUUUGUUCUAAAUGAAGUUGUAACAAACUGAUUGUUUGUAAAGUAUUAAAUUUGUAUUAUUUUUUUGUUUUGUUUAACCAAUAGUUAAUCAAUCUAGUCUAAUGAUAAAUUUAAUUAAUCAUCGAGAUGUCUGUAAGACAUGAUAAUUGAACAAUUUUUAAUUAAUUGUGAUAGUGCGCUCCAAAAAAAAUUACAUUAUUAUUAAUUUCCAAAAUUUGUAAUUGCGUAUAUCAAAUUGAUCGUAUGGCAAUACGAAUUAAUCCGCGUACUAGUUAUUAAGUAUUGAAUUGUUAAUUUUUAAAUAUUUUUAUUACUAUAUAAACGGUGAAAUAAUAAUGUGUGUGCAAUUGAAUAAAAUAAUUGACCGAUGUAAUAAACCUAUAUAAUGUUGGAUUACAAAUUA